AUGCAGCGGCAGCGCAGCAAGAAGGCUGCGGAUGACCGGCGCGACGAGCGCUUCCGCGUCCAGGGUCUGAUUCCUGUCGGCCGGAUCGGGACGAUGCCCAACAUCGGCCGGAAGGUGGAGGCCGGGCUGGUCGAGCGAGUGCUGCCGGAGAGCAUCUACUCCGCGCUGAUCGUGAUGACGCUCGAUGGGCGCGGCACCUGCGUCGAGCUCGUCACGCGCAUCCUCCCGCUGCUCUUCGUCCUGCUGCUCGCCCUCUCGGCGCAGCUCAUGUUUGCAAUCUACCUCGACAGGGCGGUGUGGAUCGUCGCGGGCGACCUUGGCGACAGCUGCACCGAGACGCAGAUGUACAUGCGCUGGGUCGCCACCUUUACCUUUGUCUGCGUCACCCUGGCCGACGCCGGCAACACGCUCGAGAUCUACGAGUGGCUCCAGAUUCUGCCCAACGAGUGGCGGCACCGGCGGCUGCGCUAUCGGCGGUAUGAACUCAGCGGCGCGAUCCUCUCGCGCGUCCUUCCGCGCGAGUGCCGGCUCGACACGCCGCUGCCGAGCCCCGCCCCCUCCCCGACGGCGAGCGGCCCCAGCGGGCGGGCCUCAUUUGGCGCAAAACAGAGGCGCAACUCGCACUCUGUACCGGGCCGGCUCUCUGAGUAUGUCGGCUCGCUUGCCGAGGACUCCGCCGAGCGCCCGCGCGGGCCGAAGGGGGGUGAGGCGGGCUCGCUUGCCGAGGAGUCGAUCUCGCGCGCCGUCCCUGCGGGCUGGCCCACCAUCUCUAUCACAGCGCCGCUGACGGGGGUGACCCGGGUCGAGCGCACCGCGUUUUGGCUCAUGCUCGUCGGAAAGCUGGCGGCGUCGGUCAUCGUGAUCAUCGCCGGCUCUGGCGCACAGCUGCGCGGGGAGAUGUGGGGGAGAUGCGCUGUCGUGCGCUCGGGCAACGACUUUGACCUGAUCGUCAACACCCUCGCCGCCGUCUUCAUCGUCGACAUCCCGGCGCUCGCGUACAAGGUCUUCCUGCCCCCCGCGUACAAGCGGCUCGUCAAGGACAUCCCUCCGUUCGCCCACCCGAGCCCGCUUGAGGAGCGAAAGUGCACCUGCCGCAGCAUCGUCAACCGCUGCUCCGCCGCCAUCGCCGCCAAGCUACGGCUCGCCUUUGUCGGCCUCUACAUCUACAUCUACUUUGGCGCCUGCGUCGGCAUCUCCAUACUGCUCGUGCAAGUGCGCUGGUGCGGCGGCUUCGGCGACACCUGCCCCGCGUGGCUGUGGUGGUUCUGCGGCGAGGCGCCGUGGCUGGACCCUGGCCCAAACUCGACCCUAUAUCAGUUAUUGCCCCAGAUAGCGGAAGGUUGAGAGCCGAGUCAUGCACUGAGGGGCGUGGGCGAACCGCGGGGGUGGCCAAGUAGCGCCCUAGUAGGAGCGGCAAGGCUCGGCAGGAACGCGAGGGCUCGCGUGUGUGAUUGGGGGCUUCCACGCAACCGCAAAAGCCCACAUAUCGUUUUGUAGCAUGUUGCGAGAUAUACGGUCUUCAAGCGUAGUAGCUUUUGUGUACAGUAUAUUGCGAUAGAUCGCGGAGGUGUGUAAGACUGAUGACUGACUGGG
Molecule: messenger RNA, 1593 nt
Organism: Emiliania huxleyi CCMP1516
Lineage: Eukaryota; Haptophyta; Isochrysidales; Noelaerhabdaceae
Exons: 6
Coding region: 1-1344 (447 amino acids)
Source: RefSeq, a predicted model, not a curated record